AUGAUUGCUGUAUGCGGCAUGACCGGCACAGGAAAGUCGACCUUCAUCCAGCGGCUGAGUGGUAAGAAAGUCAAGGUUGGCCAUGGUCUCUAUUCAGAAACAUACGACCCAGAGGAGGUGCACUGCACCAUAGAUGCUCAUGCCGUGACACUUGUCGAUACGCCGGGCUUCGAUGACACCACCCGAACCGACGCCGAAGUGCUGCAAUCAUUGGCAGACUGGAUGGAAAAAACCUUCGUUGCUGGGACGCUGCUGUCUGGCAUCAUUUAUCUGCACAGGAUAACCGACGUCCGCAUGACACAUGCCUCACUUCGAAACCUAACAUUAUUUCGAAAGCUCUGUGGCGAGGAGAACCUGUCGAAUGUGAUGCUUGUUACGAGCUGGUGGGAGGUUUGCGAACCAGAGAUUGCCAUUGCCCGAGAGGCAGAGUUGAAGUCCCAAGGAACUUUUUGGGGCACUAUGAUCUCUCAGGGCGCUACCACGGACAGGUACAAUAAUCAGUCGGAGGUGGCAGAGGCUAUUGUCCGCAGGCUGCUACCGAACAACCCUGUUGCCCUGAAGAUACAAGAGCAACUCGUCCUCGAGCAAAAACCUCUCGCGGAGACCGACGCCGGCACCUUCGUGCAUGAGGAGAUGAUCAAGCUAGAGAAGAGGCACCAGGAAAACUUGCAAGCAGUCAAAGAAGAGAUG
Messenger RNA from Ilyonectria robusta, 690 nucleotides. Its product is annotated as P-loop containing nucleoside triphosphate hydrolase protein. Gene Ontology annotation, molecular function: GTP binding. Lineage: Eukaryota; Fungi; Ascomycota; Sordariomycetes; Hypocreales; Nectriaceae. The record is from RefSeq and is a predicted model, not a curated record. The annotation marks the transcript as partial. The transcript is spliced from 3 exons.